CUCCUGUCUUUCUCAGACAGGGCUGGUGUUGGUUUCCAUCACACCGGGCUGCCUUCUCGCCUCUGCUCCUCGUCAGGGUUUUGUUUUUUCUUUCCUGCUGACUGCCGCGCGCCAUUCUAGAUGUGAACAUGUCGGGAAUUAAUGGCGACCAGCUGCACCGCUCCACCUUGGGGAUUUACCGGAGUCUCACUGACGAGUUCAACCCCAGUCUACAGAAACUGGUUUCGCUGGGAAACAGCUAUGCCCAUGCCUUCAAAGACCUUGUUGUCAGCAGCGAGGCUUACUUCAUGGCGCUUUCAGAGAUCGGACAGAAAGCUUUCUACACCACGUCGUCCCGCUCCCUGGGAGAUGUCCUGAUCCAGAUCGCCGACAACCAGCGGAGACUCGCCUUGGAGCUGGAGGGAGUGUUCCGCAACUUCAGUUUGGAAGUCCUGCAGGUGAUGGAGAGCAGCGUCCAGCUGGACAUCGACUACAUCUCACACAGCAGGGCGACGUACGAGAGGGAAGUCCACAAGCAGGCGGCGGCGGCUCAGCAGAGGCAGCGGAGAGGAGGAACCGGCCAGGAGUACCUGCAGUUUCUGAAGGAGAGCCACCAGGAGGCGCUGCAGGAGGAGGAGCGGCGGUACCGCUUCCUGGCUGAGAAGCACUGCGGCCUCGUACAGUCCAUCGGCCUCCUCCUGAACAAGACAUCAGGGCCUCUCCUGCAGAAAGCCGAUGUCUGGACAGAGGAGGUCGACGCCACCAGGCGACCUGAGGCCCAGCGACCCGCUGCCGUGGAUAACCCUGGAGGGAUGAGGGCGGAGGACAUCCGACAGAUCCGAGAGGAGAUGACUCUGGGCAAGGUACCGUCAAGGGCGCCGUCCCCGGUGGGAAGCGUUUAUCGCUCCAGAGGCGGCGGCGGCGGCGGAGUUGUGUCCAUGAGGGCCAAGGCGGCGCACCAGCCCUCUAGCUCCAACCCCACCCUGCUGCCCUUCUCCAGGGGGCAGGUCAUCACCGUGAAGGCCCGGCAGCCCAGGAACGGCUGGCUCUACGGAUACGCCGAGAACGGCUCAGGUCAGGGAUGGUUUCCAGCCUCCUAUGUGGAAGAACUUGAUGAUCCUCCGAUGUCGCCCAACUCCUGGAACUACACUCUUCGAAGCAGCAGCAGCAUGAGCGACCUGCUGGACCAACCAGGGGUGAGCAGCAGCAGGACCAGCAGUGCCAUGAGCAGCAUGUUCGACCUGCCAAAACCCAGCAGCAGCAGCAGCAGCAGCAGCAGCAGCAGGAGUGGAGCCCCGCCUCCUCCGCCUCCUCCACCUACGCAAUCCUCAUCUAAAUCGCAGUCAGGGAGAUCGCAGAACGAACUCUUCCCGAGGGGCACCAAUCCGUUCGCCACGGUUAAGCUGAAGCCCACUCACACCAACGACAGAUCUGCUCCGAUACUAUACCGGAGAUGACUCCUCGCCGAGGGAAGAGGCGUUUCCGUUUAGUUUGACAGGUGGAUGAUCGGUGAUGGCUGUUUUACUGAACCACAGUACUUAUCUGUGUGCCAUAAUGCCUUUUAACCAAAAACACAAAACAAAAAAACACCAUAUUUGUUCUUUUUCUUACAUUCGUUUUCUUUCCUGCAGAUUAUCGUGACCCGUUUUCAAACUUGCAUUCAUUUAACCAGAUCGUAGAUCAACUUUCUGGAUGUUUUCUUGACAAUUAUCAUCAUGUGAAUGAGUGAAGCAGUUAGUCUUUUAACAUUUUAAUACCUCAUGUGUUUUUUUUUUGUUAGUUUUUUUUGUUUUUUACAAUUUUUUUUAUUGUUACAAGCACAAACUUGAAUGUGUUUGUUUUGGAUUUUAUGUGUAAGAGCACACUUUGUAAUUUUUUUUGGGGGGGGGGGGUUCUCAUCGGACGGACGUGACGUGGAAUUAAAAUGCUGCAUCAUCCGCGAACAUCAGUUUUAAAAUCUAGGUUUGGACUUUAACUAGGCCACUUAAACAAUAUACUUUGGUCCAAACAAGAGGUUCCUCAAACAGCAUGAGCUCCUGGCCGGGGACUCCUUUUAAAAACCCACAGACAUUGCUAUAACAUUAGUAAAGAAACAUUGAAUUUAACUUUUUUUCCCCCUAAUUUUUAUUCAGUAAUUAUUGCAUUCUUUUAGCAUGAAUGCUGCCUCUUUGUCUUCUGAUUUUAGUUGGCAAUGAAGUUUUUCACCACAAUUGUGAUAAAAGAAACGUAAUACUUUUAUAUCAGUCCUAUCAAAUUUUUAUUAUUCUCCAUGGUUUAGUUUUUUGUAGCUUUUCUUUUCUUCUGCUGGACGGUUCCUUCUGUCUUUUAUUUUCUUCUUUUUUUCUUUUGUCCAAUUAAAGGAACGGCUGUCAAUUCCCCCCCCCCCCCCUCAUUUUAAAAACUUUUCUACACCUUCUGGCGUGUUUCUCGUUCUUCCUCGAUGUUCUCCAACCUACUAAUUGGGUAACAUUUGGGUUCUGUUCAGCAGAAUAAUGAAAUAAUUGUCACAGUUUGACACAAAGACCAUGAACUGUCGCAUAAAGUCGUAGAAAAAUACAUAGUGUGUGGUUUCAAAAUGACAAAACAUGAAAAGAAAAAAAAAUCUAUGGCGAUUUUGGGAAUCAGAUCAACAACAUUUUGAUAUGCGUUCAAAUGUAUUUAGCUGUAAAUAAUUUAUUCCUGAUUUUUUUUUUUUUCCUGAAUCUCUACAGCUCCAUUUAUAUCCGUAUGUCCUGAUGAGAUUAUAGUUCUGUUGCUAAAUAUUAAAGGUGCCGCGAAUGUACUUCUAGAAAAUAAUGGAACCCGAGGCAGAUCGUGUAAAACUCUGGUGUUAUGAAUAAUGCUGUGUAUUAAAGGAUAACGUCACGCCAUCUCUCUGGGAUGAUCACUGAUUUGAAAUUCAAGCGCAUUACGUCCAAAUAUUACGUUUUCCUCACUGCUGCUUUCUGGGAAUAUUAAUAAAUCCUGCUGCAUUUGUUGUCUUUCUCUAAUGAAGCAAACUAAUGGGAGUUUAAUGUAGCGCAGCGGGAGGUUUUCAUCACUGUUUAAGAAACAAGCUCUCAUUUUUGUUGUCCCAGUUGUCAAUGGCUCCCCGUUUAACGGAGCGCUGGAGCAAGUAGGGAAUUUAUUGAUAGUCGGUACGGUUCAGAUCUUUUUGCUCAGGCACCGCAAUGGCCUACU
Molecule: messenger RNA, 3159 nt
Organism: Xiphophorus hellerii (green swordtail)
Lineage: Eukaryota; Metazoa; Chordata; Actinopteri; Cyprinodontiformes; Poeciliidae
Gene: baiap2l2a
Product: BAR/IMD domain containing adaptor protein 2 like 2a
Exons: 15
Coding region: 129-1436 (435 amino acids)
Biological process (GO): positive regulation of actin filament polymerization; actin filament bundle assembly; plasma membrane organization
Cellular component (GO): nucleoplasm; cytosol
Molecular function (GO): protein binding
Source: RefSeq, a predicted model, not a curated record